Yamadazyma jaroonii is the source of this 2406-nucleotide messenger RNA. The record is from the annotation of a GenBank genome assembly. NCBI's taxonomy places the organism in Eukaryota, Fungi, Ascomycota, Pichiomycetes, Serinales, Debaryomycetaceae.
AUGAUUCGAAUAGUGAAAAUAACAGCAUUCAGUUUACUACUAUUGAGUCUUGUAACACCUAUAAAAGCAUUCAAUUUGAAUGAUCUUGGAAAUUUACUAGCAAGAGCUGAUUCUGUAGUAAAUCAAGUUGAUCAGUUCACAGACCAUCAAACAUAUGUUCAAAGAAUUCUUGCAAUUUCAUCAUCAACCACGUCAAUAGUUUUCUGUUCAGCAUCAAUUUAUUGUUUCUUCGCUAUUGAUCCAAGAAGAUUAGUUUUCAGACAUCAGUUAAUAUUCUUUCUUUUAUUCUUUGAUUUAAUGAAAGCUUGUAUUUUAUUAUUAUACCCAGCAAGAGUUUUGACUAAUUAUUUAGCAUAUUUUAAUGCUAAAUUUUGUCAUGUAGUGGGAUUCUUUACAGCAACAGCUAUUGAAGGAGCUGAUUUUGCUAUCUUAACAUUUGCCAUUCAUACUUAUUUAUUGAUUUUAAAGACCAAUUUAAAUGUUAGAGUUGGGAAUAGUAGAAGAAUUGAAGGUGGUUUGUAUAUUUAUAGAUUUUAUGUUUAUGGUAUUUCAUUUUUAAUACCAUUAAUUUUAGCUAGUUUAGCUUUCGUGAAAAAUGAAGGUUAUCAAUCAUUUGUUUGUUGGUGUUAUUUACCUCAAUAUCCUGUUUGGUAUAGAAUGGUUUUAAGUUGGGUACCUCGUUACUUGAUUUUAUUAACAAUUUUCUUUUGUUAUGCAUCGAUUUAUUAUCAUGUUAUCAAACAAAUAAGACAUUUAGGUGGAGUUUUCACAACUACAAGUAAGAAAAAAUUCACCGAUAUAAGUGAAAAACCUUCAUUCUUUUCUGCAUUAAAGUAUUUUUUAAAUACUAUAAAACGUAAAAUAUUACCUGAAUUAACUUUACCUGAACCGAACAAAGAAUUUAAAGAAGAUGUUCACCCUCACAGAAGUAAUUCCAGGAUGUCCAAGGAACAUGGUGAUAAUUAUGGAGCAGAUGAUGAAAAUGAUGAUGAUGAUGAUUUAGAAGAUAUUGAUGAUGUCCUGUCAAGUGAUGAUGAUAUUAGUGAUCUUGAAGAUAUGGCUGAAAAUGAUGAAGGCAAUGUUGGAAGUUCUACUCAUCAAAGUCCUAUCAAUUAUAAUAUCAACACGACUAUGACCACUUCCAACUCUAAUUUGGAUAAUCACGGUACUGAUAUUCACUUAGAAAAUUUGAAAAACUUCAAAAAACGUCAAAGAAUCAUCAAGAAGCAAAUGAAAUCGAUUUUCAUUUAUCCUUUAGCAUAUGUGUUCAUCUGGUUAUUCCCAUUUAUCCUUUAUGUUACACAAGUCAAUUAUGAAAGACAUCAUCAACCUAUAUAUUUCCUCAAUUGUUUGGGGGCUUUUAUGCAACCAUUUAAUGGAACUGUUGAUUCUAUUGUGUUUUUCAUCAGGGAAACUCCUUGGAAAUACACUGCUAUGAAUAAAUUCAAACGUGAUCAUUCUGAAAGAAUGGAUUCCCUUUUGAAUAGACAAUAUCACGACCAAAGACAAAAUCUGCAUACUAAUCGUGACAGUAGAGGUAGUUUGGGUUUGAGUAGUCAUCAUAAUCCUUCUAUUAGCCACAGUCAUCGUCAAAGUUUAAGAAGUCAUUCUUUAUAUGAUUCAUCUAUCUCAAAUAAUACCAACAGUAGAAGUGGGAGUGGAGUUGGUAGAUCUGAAUCAUUUAGUCAUCAUAAUCAUUCAUUAAGUGCCAAUUUGAAUGUUGACUUAUCAAGAUUCAAAAAGUGGAGAUUCUUCUUGAAUGAUUUGAAUUUACCUUUAUUCCAAUUACCUACAGAAAAGAAUCUCACUAAAUUACAAGAUAAAUUCAUUUCGGAAAAAUUACAUGAAAAUCAAGAUAUCGAAUUAACUGAUAAUCAAGAUAUUGAAAUGAGUGAACAAAAACUUGAUUUUUCCAAUGUUUUACAAGGUAAUUUGGUUGAAGAUGAAUUCAGAAGUACUUUAGAGAAUUUCUCAUUGAAUUUCAAUGAUGGUUCGAAAACUCAAGGUAAAAGAUUAAGUAAUUCAAGUCUUAAUCAUACUACCGUCAAUUCUUCACCUCAUAACAGAAAGAACAGUUUUUCCAGUAAAUCAUAUAGAUCAAGACAAUUCUCAGUUGAUCCCAAUGAACCAGUGAUUAUUGAAGGUAAAUUAUAUGAUUCUGGAGAUUCAACCUCAUCACCCAACACCAAGAAUUCUCCCACAAAUUCCAAUUUCCCUCAUAGACCAACAAGAAACAGUUAUAACUCAGGUAAUACUUUAGCAAUUUUAAGAGGUAACUCUGGUAGUUCAACACCAAAUAAAAAGUUAAGUAGAGGAACGUUAGAUACAAGAACUUCAUUAACUGGUAAUGAUGAAUCUGAUGGAGAAAUGGAUUUCAUGGAAUUUUUAAAGAAAGGUCCACCAUAA